Torulaspora globosa is the source of this 1830-nucleotide messenger RNA. It is a transcript of the gene BEM4, whose product is annotated as Bem4p. Gene Ontology annotation, molecular function: guanyl-nucleotide exchange factor activity. The transcript has a single exon. Bases 1 to 1830 code for a protein of 609 amino acids. Gene Ontology annotation, biological process: positive regulation of GTPase activity. Lineage: Eukaryota; Fungi; Ascomycota; Saccharomycetes; Saccharomycetales; Saccharomycetaceae. Gene Ontology annotation, cellular component: cytosol. The record is from RefSeq and is a predicted model, not a curated record.
AUGGAUUACGAGAGUAUAUUGUUUGGUCUGCAACCGUUGCUGAAUGCUUCCAGAAUAGAGGAGCUGCCCGUACAAGAUCUGUACUUAGAGAGCUAUUUGACAGUAUUGGAUCAAUUGGCAGUAUCGCUGCGGUCCGAUGCAAACAGGACAAUUGUCGGCUCAAAUGGACUGCUGAAAGAGUUGGUCCGGGUGCUGAUCAAUGUACUUGACGUGUGGUUCCAUAAGCGCAGCGAUGACGCUGCUUGGCUCAAAUUGGCCUCGGAACUGAUUAGAUGUAUCGCCAAUAGUUUGAUUAAUGAUGAGAACAACCGGUUGAUAUUUUUGGGUGACGAAACCUUGAAGCACAGGAAUGAGCUCAUGGAUUAUUGGGUCGGCAGACUGCUCAAAAUGGACGACUGUGGCGAUGAUCAAUUGAUCUCGACUUUACAGACAAGAACUGUUGUUCUGACCAGAAAUCUGUGUCUUGAGAACGAUGCUUUCGCCAAGAGGUUUGCCCCGUAUAUCAGAGGGCCUUUGCUGAGUUUGCUGGCCAGGACCCAGCAUAGCUACCUGCAUGAUUCUGAUUUGGCGGUUUUGGGUUCAGAGCUGCUGAGUGACUUUAUUGAAAUAUACUCCAAUGGUCUCUCAGCUAGAGACUUGUUGGUUCUGGCACAAUUCAUCGAGAGAGUGUCAAAAACGAUAGAUAACCAGGGGAAGUGCAACGUGGAAAAUGCCGAUGACGAAGAAGACGAUCCUAGCUCAGAGAUUGCAUAUAAUCUAGCCCAAUGCGCUGAGGUGAUAACUAAGAAGUAUGACGAGAAGAAGGAUUUUUAUGCAGAGACACAACUCACUUCCGAGAUUCAGAACGAUUUACUGAACGCACUGGAUAAUUUUACGCCCAAAGAGUUUCCAAAUAAGCUUAUCGUCAUGAGGAGGAUAACCACUGCCAUCGGCUAUAUAUCUGCCAAUCCAUCAAACCCUAACAAGAAAGAGCGAGAUAUGUGCUAUUACAUUUUAUUGAACUCCACCAAUGGUUACACUUUGGCCGCAUCUUUGAUAAUUCUUUCCAACUCCAUCCAACGCAGGUCGGACGUCGAGGAAAUUACAGAGAGAAUCAAUCUUGAGCGAAUCAUCAAAGUGGGAGCUCAUCUGACGGAUCCGGUGCAGUUUCAAGGAUAUCUCGAUAUUCUAAAAAAACUGCUCACUCUGGACACCGCCAUGGUCCUGCCACAGCAAAGUUUGCAAAUGUUGAGCUCCUUCCUCAAGGUAUGCCACGACCAGUCCACCUACUUCACAGAUAUAUCCCCGCUUAUAGACAAUCUGCUGAAGAAACUGCUGACGGUGAUACCCGGUUCCUCCUUACAGAAACUAUUGGCACACAAUUCUUUGUUGAUCCAGGUGAUUUCAGAUCGUGACAGCGUUCUCUCGUGCCUCGCCUUGGAUAAGCUGCUCGUCGCAAGGAAUCCAACUCCGGACCACAUCACUGAGUCACUAUGGAAGGCCGCAUUCAAAUUCCAGGAUACUUCGGGAAGUAACAUGCAGGAUGGCAACUCAACUGUAUCAGUUUUCUACUUAUUCCAGCUAGCCAAGACAUGCGGAAUCUGCUUAAAAGGUGCGAGCGACAGCGAGCGCCACACUCUGCUCACCAAUCACACAGAUGACCUGUUAUCGUUACUCCAAGCUGCUGGUCCAUUGCAAGAAGCUACCGACAGAGCCAGUGAGAGUGUGACCAAUAAUGUAAAAUUUGCUGCUAUUAUGGUUUACAAGCUCUUGAACGAACAGGGGACUCUGACAGAGAAGCAAACCAGCCUAAAAGAACUGGCAGCAUCAUUCCUCAAGAGCAGUGAUUGA